GUGGAAUCUUUUCGUUCUAUCGUUUUUAUAACAGGAAGCUCGAAGCCGGAGACGGUUGAUCAGGAUGCCAGAGGCAAUGGCGGACGGUGGGAGGAGGCUCGUGACGAUCGACGAUCUCAUCGAUGCCUUGGACAAGCGCGAGAGGGCGCCAAGCAAUGUCCCAAAGGUUGAGACAUUUCACUUCAAGGGGGAUCGGGUAUCUGAUUGGUUUGAUCUAACAGAGCAGGCGCUGGUGGGGCUGUCAGAUGAGGUCAAGCUCCAACGGGUCCUGAGGUACCAGGAGCGAUUAAGGGUGAUGUGCGAAGAGGCCCGGGAGUGGGAAAUGAACCUUCCUGAAGUAAUGCUCUAUGGGUCUGGCCCGGAGUCGUCAUCAGGACCGCAAGGGUGUCCAAGCGUGGCGACGGCUGGGGCAGGUCCUAGGUUAGGGAUGACCUUCAGACCCCCUACGUCGCAUGGAAGGGUGCCAAAGGCCGCGCAGACUAGGGGCCAAAGCAAUGCUACCGCUAGUCAAGGACCCAACCAGGCACCUGGCCAGGCGCCUCCUCGAAGGGAACCUGAGCCUGAACGAAGGAAAGAGGUGGUGGAGGUUCAGGAGGAGGAAGAGGAGGGUGAUGACGAAGAGGAUGAGAGGCUCUGGCAGGAGGAGGACCAGCGAGCCGAGCAGAGGGCCAAUAAGAGAGGAAUUCAGGGAGGGGCGGAGCCAAGCCUGCACGAUGGCGUGCCAAAAAGGAAGAAGUACGCAGUCCGGCUGGAGGAAGGUUUUGACGUGGAGCGAAUGGUGGAUAAGCUCCUGGAGGGCCACAACGAUUUGAUGAAUCUAAAAGACAUCCUGGCGUCGACACCGAGGCUCCGUGGCGAGCUGAAAGGGCGGCUCUCGCGGAGGCAUGAGGGGACGAUGAUCCUGGCUCUAUCCGAUCCGGCCUGCGGGAAUUACGAGAUUAUUAAGUGCCGGAACACAGGGCCUGGAAGUGCGAGGAACAGGCUCAACCUCGGCUCCUUCACCUUCGAAGAGUCCGAGUACGCGCGACGAAGACUCCGGGAGGAGCAAGAGGAGGAAGGAGCGGGUGAGGUAUUGUCCCUGAGCCUUAACGAUGUGAAUAAGGCAAUGGAGGUGGUGGCGGCGCAUGAUAUGGCGGACCCUGAAGCUAUAAAGGCAUUGAGGGAGCAGGCAGGGUCGUGCCGUAUUAAUGACGAGAACGAGGAGGGGUUGAUAAUUGGCGAGCCUGGCUUCCUUUCGCGCCAGGAGAGGACCUUGAUGGUGGAGACCAUGAAGAGGAGGCAUUGUGCGUAUGUGUUUAAUGAGGACAAGCGUGGGAGGUUAGAUGUGGAUAAGAUUCCAAUGAUACGAAUCCAUACCGUCCCGCAUGAGCCGUGGAACCUGAGGGGCGCGCGAUAUCCGAACCCGGUCGAGGAGAGGAAGGUGGUGGACUACCUGGACGGAAAGAUGCGAAUGUACGUGGCGGACUACUCUAGUGGACCGUAUGCUUCCCCUUGGUUUUGUUUUAUCAAGCCAAACGGGACGCUACGGUGGGUGCAGGACUUGCAGCGAUUGAAUGCAGUAACGGUGCGAGACGCGGGAGGUUUGCCGAACGUGGAUGCCUUGUCAGAGUCAUGCGCAGGAAGGCCUAUAAUCUCACUUAUAGACCUUUAUUCUAGGUAUGACCAGUUUCCUGUAUACCCGUCGGAUAGGUCAGUGACGACAAUGCAUACGCCAAGGGGGCUAAUCCAUCUGAAUGUGGCCCUUCAGGGAUGGACUAAUGCGGUGGCAAUGGUGCAAAGGCACAUGAUUAGGGUCAUGCAGACGGUUAGUCUACAUAUCACUCAGCCCUACAUUGACGAUUUGGCGGUCAAGGGUCCAAAGGAGAAGGAGGAAGACGAAGUGAUGCCAGGAGUGAGGCGGUUCGUCUGGAAGCACAUCCAGGAUAUUGAUCAGGUUCUGGGUCUGUUGGAAGAACACAACAUGACGGCAAGUGGCCCCAAGUCGAAGCAUUGUAUGAGGGAGGCCACGAUUCUGGGCUUUGUCUGCAACGAGAAAGGGCGGAGGCCAGAUGUGAAGAAGACGGACAAGAUCCUAGAGUGGCCAGUCCCCUUCCAGUCGAUAACGGACGUGAGGAGCUUCCUUGGGACCUGUGGGUUUUGGAGGAGUUUUGUGAAGGACUUCGCCACCAAGACGGAGCAUUUGAGGAAGCUGGUGCGUCAGGAUCAGGAAUGGGUCUGGGGCGAGGACCAGGAAAAGGUUGUGGAGAGGAUGAAGGGAGAGUGCAAGGAAGGAGACUUAGUGCUGGGAGCGCCAAAUUAUGAGUCUACGGAGGAAAAACCAUUUGUUGUCGAGACGGACGCUGGGUCAACUGCCUUGGGAGGGGUCCUGAUUCAGGCAGAUGCGGAUGGGAAGGAGAGGCCACUAAGGUCUGACUUUUCGAAAGCAGUCAUGCAGAGGGGUGGGAGGGACACACGGUCACGGCAGGGGCAGCAGGAGGGGACGACCGAGCAGCCGGAUCCGGUACGACCUCAGGGCGAGGAGGUGAUCACGGUUGGAGACGAUACCCCUCCAUGCUCCCCAGUUUCGGAGCCAACACAACAUUCAUGGUUUGAGGGGAUUCCUGAGCCAGGCAGCGAGGAGAUUCCGGAGUUUCCCCCUGAAGCCACGGCUAUGCCUGAGCAGGAGGCAGAGGCAGAGGGUCGUGGAGUGUGUGAGAGAGCGAGGGUGGAGGCGCCCCCUGACUUGCCAUCAGCCACUCAUGUGACCAAGAGCCCAGUUAUCGAGGAGCCUAUUCCAGCGGAGUUACUGCCAGCAGUGCCAUGCAUGAACAAGGGGAUGGGGGUUGAGGCGUCGACUCCGGAAGGCCAGGGGCCGCGAGUAAGAAGAACCCCAAGGGAGACCCGCAAAGAGAAGUCUGCCCGAGUGUGGGUCCGUCUGGAUGAGAUACACGCGAGGCAGACUGAGAUGGAGGCAGCAGGAAUAGAGCCAACACCGCCGGUCGAGCCCAAGACGAGUGAGCAGAGGAUCGACGAGUUGUGGGCCAGGUAUGAGAGCCAGAGGGAUGCAGCCCGCCAAAGGCCACGAGAGACGGGACAGGCGGACGAGGGGGCGGGUGAGCUGAGAGAGAUGGGGGACUUGGGGUUCUCCGCGACCAGGCAGGCGAUUGAGCACAUGGAUCGGAGGAUAUGCGAGACGGCAGUUACAUCCUUCCAGUGGUAUAAUUUACUAAGCAAUGAGCUCAGGGUCAGAGAGUUGGAGGUGGAGCACCUGACUACUCAGCUUGCCGAGGAGAGGGCAAGGAGCCAGGGCAGAGAGGUUGAGUGGGAGAGGAGAUUUGGGGAGAUGGCGGCCGCUGUGGAUAGGCUCUCAGCAGCCUGGGAGGCUAGCCAGACCGGGCGAGCCGAUGCCGAUGACCAGGGCCGAGGGAUGCAGGCUUCACCGAGUCAGGGAGCAGCAGUGGAGGUCCCUCGACAGGCCGAGCCAAUGGAGGGGGUGCCCUUGGACGCAGCCGAAGAGGAGGGUGGCGCACAAGAGUCGCUCAUUACCAUGUCCACGGAGAGGAGAGGUUCGUGUUUGCACGAGCUGGCGGCAUCCAUGGGGAUAGGCACGCCACAGGAGGGGCCUCAGAGACUCGGCGAUCCAGAGCAUGCCCCGAGGUUGGGAGAGUUGAGGGCGGAGCUGGGCUCCUGGGCCACGGAGAUGGACUCAGGAGGGCUUGACUCAGGGCAGCAGCAGCAGCAGGAGGUCAUGAGUGAGCCCACCGCCAUGGUGGGCUCUCCGCCAUCAGGAUCAUGCGGGGAUGAGGCGGUGGUUGUGAUAGAGAGGGCUCAUGAGGAGGGACCCCGAGAGUUGGAUACGCCAGGCUGCAGGCCUGUGAGCACAGUUGUACGAGGGGGUGAGGGUGUUGAGGCUAUGGAGCCUGAACCUCAGGGCCAUAUGGGAUUGCCCUCGUGUCAUGAGGUGACUACUGAGACCAUGGGGACGCCUUCGACAUCGAGUUCACAGGGGAGAAAGAAAAAGACUGCCAGGUGGCACGAUACCUCUUGCUUUUGGUGCAAGGAGGAAGGGCAUAGAGUCGUGGACUGCCCAGAGCUCCUCGAGGAUAAGGCCGAGGGACGAGUUGCGGAGUUCAACAGCAAGUUCUAUGACAAGCAGCGCAGGAUAGUAAAGCGAGCUCCAGACGGGGGCAGGGCUCAGUUGUAUAGGUAGAACCAGGAGGAAUUGUGUAAGUAGGGACUAGUCUGUCUAUGUGCCAGUAAGGACAGAG
Molecule: messenger RNA, 4247 nt
Organism: Chara braunii
Lineage: Eukaryota; Viridiplantae; Streptophyta; Charophyceae; Charales; Characeae
Source: the annotation of a GenBank genome assembly